Molecule: messenger RNA, 750 nt
Organism: Truncatella angustata
Lineage: Eukaryota; Fungi; Ascomycota; Sordariomycetes; Amphisphaeriales; Sporocadaceae
Exons: 2
Coding region: 1-750 (249 amino acids)
Source: RefSeq, a predicted model, not a curated record
AUGGACCAAGAUGCAGAAACUCAGCCUCAGUUUACUGAAGCGAGAGACUUUACACGUACUCCCCAAGGGGUUACUCCAGCGCAUUCUAUAGCCUCAAAUCAUUCGGGUCAACAGGGUCGUGAGCUUGUUCGCCCGAAUACAGUCACAACUGGGACAAUACAAUUCCUGCCGGGCCCGGUACUAGAACCCGCCCGCAGACACACUACCAUCAUUUCCACCGAAGAUCAAUCUGGGGAUGUGCGAAGAACCAGUCGAACGUUCCCGACCACAGUUGCCGGUCCGAGCCGCCCAUUCUUCAUUUCCCCCUUCCUGAAAACGCCCGAAACCUCGAGUGACGUGAGUCCCGAGAGGAACAUUCAAGGGCCGCCGCUCAGGGUACAGAUGGAUCAGCCUGAGAAGAGGGUCACCAACGAUACUCAGCAGAGCAGUGUUACUGAGAAGGAAUGGGAGCACCAGCGAAGGAUGGAGCAGAAGCGACGAGUCAGGGAGUUCCCGCGACGCCUGAUCACCUCCAUUGUUGGUGGCGUCUUUGUCAUUGCCCCCAUGGUUACCAUGAGUAUUGAUCGCUCCUUGACGAAGGACUUGAUCACAAGCUGUGUAGCUAUACUGCUCUUCGGUAUCACAUUAGCUUGGGUCAGCACAUCGGACGAGGUCAGCUUGUUUGUGGCCACAGUCGGCUAUGCUGCUUUUCUUGCUGUUUUUGUUGCCGUGGGAGACGAUAAGAAUGUUGCUAUCAUGACCCGAGGAUAA